UCAAUGUUUCAUGCAAGUCUAGAUACUGCUUUUAAAGGCCAUCACCUUAACAUUUUUACCUUGUCGAUCAGCCAACACGCUUUGCCACUUUUGGCACGUAGUUUUUGUAAUGGAUCCUCGUAAUUAGCUAAUUAUUUUGAAGAGAAAAAAAACCUCUCUCCGGAAGUUGGAGUUUUAUUCUGUGGGGAGAACAUGUUAAUUUUUAGGGUGAAAGUAUUGACCUCAUGGAUUGAUGUAAUUUUUGAACAGUUCAAACAUUUUCUUGUCUAAUCAGGCUCAGUUAAAGAGCUGUGUUAAUAUUACGGAGGGUAUUUGAUACGUGAAAAUUUUACAUAUCAAACGCAGUCUCUGUUCAGUGUUUCGACGGAAUUUAAAUACCAAAGAAAAAUGAAUGUAAGAGGAUUUGAGCUAUGUAGACAUUAUCGAAAUGAAAACUUUAUGAAAGAAAAUAACUCGGUAGUUGAACAGGUUCUGUCGAAUUGCCUAGUCCGUGCAGUCCAUACAGCGAGCUGUCGGAGUUUAUUAAGAGCCUAUAUCGAGUAUGUUAUACUACUGAUAUAGAUUUCUGAAGCCUUCAUUAAUGUCUGUCACACGUAGAGGAUUUUUAAAAAAGAUUUAUGAAUUCAUUUCAUAUGGCAUUUUUGUGCCAAAUAUAAAGGAGACGGAACAAACUGUUGUGAAGGAAGCGAUUUAAGAAAACCCGCUUACUAUACGGAGACGUCCAAAGUUUUCCAAAAUGGUUCUUAGAGAAGAAACAGUGAUUCAUGUGAAGUCUUUGGUAAAUCAGAUGGAAAAGGCGGCGGAUUUGAACCAUGUUAAGGAAGUGGUUGGAUCGGGAACUGUGAACAACAAACCACCGGAAGCGUUCCGUCCUAGAAGCCGUACAUCCAGUGUAUCUUCUAGAGCUUCCGGUGUAGACCGUGUUAACGCAUGUAUGGCCAACAAUCUCUUCCAUUCAGCUGUCAAGGGAAGAUUCAGGAAAGUGAAGCUGAUUUUGGAUGGAGGGUACAAGAUCAACAGCAGGAAUAACUAUGGCUACAGUGUUCUGGUUGGCGCUCUUCAUAUAGACUGUGAUGAGAAACGUAGAAAGAUGUUUCGUUAUCUUAUUUCGCGGGAAGCAGAUCCAAAACAUAAAGAUUCCAAGCACCAAAGGUCCGUUUUGUCAUGGGCAGCUAUUCUUGGUCGUGCUGAACAGGUCGAACUGUUACUGGAGGUACUGAACGGUGACCAUGACCUUACCGAUAAGGACACGGAAGGGAUGACUGUUCUACACCAUGCCACGCAAGGUGGUCACGUCAUAAUAGUUAGAAGAUUGGUGGGAGAAUUCCGUCGUUAUCGGUUGUCAGUUGAUGUCUACGAUAAUCUAGGAUUAACACCCUAUCUCCACGCUAAGAGACUAGGUUACAAAGAAAUCACGGAUAUCCUUCUUAAAGAUGGCAGGGCUUGUCCUGGCCAGUCUGACAGUUUCACUUUUAGAAGUGCUGAGGAGUGGUCGGAUAUUGGACAGUCAUUAAAAGAGAAACAAUUCAACCAGAAACGAAAAUCGAACUUUGAAAGAGCUGCAAUUCUUGGAAGCAGCAGAUUGCUGAGAUCACAUUAUAAUUUGUAUGAAACGCCAAUGAUACGUGUGACUGCACCAAAACCGGAAGAUACUGCAGAUAAUGAUAAAACUACGUAUUUUAUUGUAAAAAAAGAUCCACCGUUGCGCUUGCAACCACAGCAUGUGAGAGAAAACUAUACAGCCCCACCAUUCUCAAAAUCCCAACCAAGUAAAGCUUUGGUAACAGACCCAAGGGGUGCCAGAGAAACCUCUAAAUCUCUCCCUAACCAAACUUUAUCACUGCUUUCCUUAACACCUGGCGCAAGGCUAAAGGAGCCAGAGAAGUUCCACAAAAGUGAACUCGAUUUAUCGAAGGUUGACACAAAAGCUAUGAAACAUGGACAUAACGUCACCCUAGGAUCGUUUAUGAAAGUUCUGUCUGAACAGGAAACGUCAUCAUACCGACCAACAAUAGUAGAGAGUCCCCAACAUUUGGAAAUACCGCGCUUGCGCACAAAGAAAGACUCCACAUUUGCUAGCAUAUUUGGUAAGAAAAGAGGAUGCGAAAAAAAUAAAGGAAAAAAGAAAAGAGGUUCUGCAAAAUCAGUGAUGUGCACUGGAAGCAAGAAGGCGAUACGAGUUUAAUCAUAUUUUUAGCUCAGUCGAACCGAAGGCAAAAGUAAACUUUUCUAUUCAAAAUUCGUCUGUCGUCGGUGAUAUUUUAUGUUUCUACUUCUUCUCAAGAGCUACUGCUCUAAUCCCAACCUUUGUAACAAAGCAUCAUGGUGAUAUUGGGAUUCAAGUUUCUUCAAUCAAAGGAUUGGGGCAAUAAGGAUAAAUGUUUGAAAUAUUAUUCUUGUCAAAAUUUAGUACUCGCUGUACUAGAAACGCCAAAAGUUUGAAAGUGUGAAAUCUUCAUUAUAAUGAAGAUUCGAGUUUGUUCAAGCCCUCCAUGACACGUGGGACCAGAUCACACAAUAGACUUUUAUUUGAAAUUUAAAAUAAAACCUUUUUAAGAUUCACAGGGUUGAUCAUGGAAACACCUUCAUAAAGUUUAGUUUCAGUUUAUUCACACUAGAACCAAAGAACCAAAAAUUCAUAAGGUUUAAAAAAUUUCUACGAAAUAUAUCCGAUUUUCUAAAAGUCUUCCUCUUUAAGAACCAUUGUCACAUUAAGGUUCAAGUUUAUUCAACCAUGACCAGGGUAAAGAGUCACAGCAAGGGGUGUAAGUGUUGCACAGGAAUAUGUAGUUGACGACAUCUUAAGACGUUUCUUCUCAAGAACAACAUGCAAUUGAACAUGUCAAAUCUUAUAUGCAAGUACCCUCGUAUUGUUAUUUUAAGUUUCUCUGUGCCAGGACCUUCAAAUCUAGGGGUGGGAUCACAGCAAGGGUUUAAAUCUUCACAUGCAAAAUGCAACAAUUCAGGUGCGCAAUGUGGUCCAUAGACCUUUUGUACUUCAUUGACAUAUGAUUGAUUAUAUGUCAUCAACAUAUAUAUUUUACUCUUGGAAAACAUGUAUAUUAUUUCUUUUAUCAGAAUCCACAUUUUUCUAUAGGACGUUCUUUGGUGUACUUAAUGGACAAUAAACGAAUUAUGGAACCAA
This is a messenger RNA of Ostrea edulis (European flat oyster), 3145 nucleotides long. RefSeq lists its product as uncharacterized. The transcript has a single exon. NCBI's taxonomy places the organism in Eukaryota, Metazoa, Mollusca, Bivalvia, Ostreida, Ostreidae. Bases 737 to 2185 code for a protein of 482 amino acids. Gene Ontology annotation, molecular function: protein binding. The record is from RefSeq and is a predicted model, not a curated record.